This is a messenger RNA of Aspergillus japonicus CBS 114.51, 1151 nucleotides long. RefSeq lists its product as uncharacterized. NCBI's taxonomy places the organism in Eukaryota, Fungi, Ascomycota, Eurotiomycetes, Eurotiales, Aspergillaceae. The record is from RefSeq and is a predicted model, not a curated record. Bases 4 to 1068 code for a protein of 354 amino acids. The transcript has a single exon.
ACAAUGCCCUUAAUACCCGGCGAGCUGAUCCUCCAGAUUAUCGACUGUCUCUUCCCUUCCACUUCGCGCAAGAUACACUCCCCGAGCGACAUUGUGACACAGACCUUGCUCAGUCUCACCCUGGCAUGCAAGCUCACUCACCACCCCGCGCGACGACUGCUCUUCCAGCACUGCCUUUACAUCGACUCGCGGGAGCGACUGGACCAGCUGGUGGACGAAAGCGGGUACUUUGGGGGAAACAGCGAGACCACCACCAACGAUCAAGCCCACCAGUCUCCGCAAAUUCCGUCUUACUCGCUGUACCUGGCCCCAUUCCCGCUCGAUCAGCUCGAUGACGCCCACACAGUGCACCAGGUUGACCGACUGCUCUCGCAGGUCGGGGCUACCCUCCGAAGCCUCGUCAUCGACAUCCCACUCCGAUAUCUGUGCCCAGAAGACGACGUACAUGGCCUCCGCGCAAUCCUCCGCGCCGCGUUCUCCCACCUCCCCGCGCUGGAGGAUUUCUGCUCCGUCCAGGACGAGCUCUACCUAGAAGCGGGGGAGAUCAUCGAGGAACCCCCCGUAUGGCCCACCUGGCCGCGCCUGCGCCGCCUCGCACUGUACAACGCCUGCGUGAACGGUGAAUUUGUAGAUAGUCUGCUACAGUGCUCGUCACAUCUCACGCAUGUGGUUCUCACGCGACCCGAUUGCUACAUGGACGAAGCGCUGCCCUCCGGCGUGGCGGAUCGUCUCCCAUGGCCAGGGUUGCAACGGGUGCUGGUCGUCAACACCAGGGAGGACCACCUCCGCGACGCUCGUAACCGCGACGACUAUCUUCCAGCAGCCCUAGGGCAAACCAGCUUCUGGUCCCGGCUGCACCUCGCCCAGCAGGCUUCGAGACGGACCGAUGACUCCGGAGAAGGGGUGGUCGGAGGGGCACGAAUAGCCUACGCGGACGUGCCUGUACCCUCGGGGCAAGGAGGGGGGGACGAUGAUAUUCCUCUGUCACAGGAGUGGGUUUGCGCGCGGGCAGUGGAUGGAACAUUGUGGGAGUUUCCGGGAUUGCCAUAUCCCGACCAGUAUAUGUAAAAAAGGGGAGAUUCCGUUGGAAGCAACCCUAGGGAUCUUGUUGUUGGACUCGAUGAAUAGCAACCUGGAAACUCAAAUUCAAG